AUGCGUUACGGUAAGGCUCUCUGCGACCGGGCUCGCGACGUUCUUCGCCACCGGAUCCGCCCCCGCGACGAGGUCGUCGCCGUGCGGCAGCACCUCGCCAGGGAGCUGGCCCGGAGCCUGGGGGCGGAGCAGCUCCGGAGCCCGCUGUCGCUCGUCGACCCGGACGCCGCCGUCGCCCCGUCCGCCGCGCUGCCGGGCGUCUACCGAGAGUACACCGAGGCGGCGAGGAGGAACCUCGAGAUCCGGGCCGAGUUCGCGGCGCUCCGGGGCGAGCACGACGCGAGCAUCGCGUCGCUUCCCGCGCCGCCCGGGCCGGACGACGCCGACGCGCGGCUCCUCGCGCUGCAGCUCGAGGUCGGCGCGCUGGAGCAGGAGCGCGAGAGGCUCGAGGUGGUCGACAGGUACCUGGGGGAGCUGGACCGGCUGCCCGCGGCCGCGCCCGACUUCCUGGACCCGGACGUCAUGUUCGCCGGCUGCGCGCCGCUGCCGGAGCUGCCCAAGGACGUCGUCGCCGGCUUCGCCGAGGACCGCGACGCGCCGGACCGCGAGGUCCGGGAGCUCCUGUCGCGCCUCCAGAAGGCCGUCCUGCGCAACAAGCUACUCGCGCAGCGCGAGAAGCAGAACUUCGAGAAGCUGAAGGCCCAGAGCCCGCUCGACCCCAGCAGCCUCCCCCCGGCGGCCCAGCUGCACGCGCUCAACGCCGUCAAGGACAGCCUGAUCGGCUGGAUCGAGACCAUGUUGGCCCAGGCCGGCGGCGACGAGGACGACGCGCCGGGCGCCGGGUCCCCCACCAAGCUGCCGGCGCCGAAGGAGAAGGAAGAUUUAGACCGAGAAGCGCGCGCGGCCGAGAUCCAGCAGGAGUACGCGCACCACGUCGACCUCCGCAAGGAAAUUUUCGCCCUGGUGGCGCAGCUGAAGCAGCUCAAAGCCGCCGAGCCACCCCCGAAGCCGGAGCCAGUGCUUCGUGGGGGCCCCGUGCCCAGCAGCCACAAGGACGCCGAGGCCUACCUGCUGACGCCGUACCUCGAGAAGCUGCAGGCGAUCUCGCGCGAGCAGAAGGGCCUCAUCCAGGAGAAGUCCUACAUCAACUCGUUGCUGGCGAGGCAGCAGCACGAGUUCAACCAGAUGAUCGACCACCUGGCGGAGGAGAGCCACCUACUACAGACAUACCCGACCAGGAAGAACCCCGCCUCCUCCCACCCCGACGACGCCGAGGGCAGCGGCCGCAGCAAGCUGCAACCGAGCUUCGGCGAGGCCACGAAGGGGGCGGGCGCGGCGGGCGCGACCUCGAUCCGGAAGUCUAACACGACGCGGCAGAUCGAGCCGUGGAUCGCGGCGGCGAACUCGGCGCAGAUCGCGACGCUCGAGGCGGUGUUCGAGAAGGUGGAGGAGGGGCAGGCGGCGGUGGAGGACGCGAUGCAGGCGCUGGACGAGGUGCGGCGGCUGCUCAACGUCGACGGCGGCGACGGCGGCGGGGAGCAGGACGAAGGGCGCGAGGGCGAAGCCGGCGCGGCCGCCCCGGCCGAGCGCGACAUCUGGCUCGCGGACGAGGACGGCGGGCCCGCGGCCGGCCGCGAGCGGAGCACCCGCCGCAGCAAGAAGGGCAAGGCCCGCGGCCAGCCCGGCGAGAGCAUCUACGCCCAGUUGGACGGCAACCUCGGCCUCAUCAACGAGUAG
Durotheca rogersii is the source of this 1677-nucleotide messenger RNA. RefSeq lists its product as uncharacterized. Lineage: Eukaryota; Fungi; Ascomycota; Sordariomycetes; Xylariales; Xylariaceae. The record is from RefSeq and is a predicted model, not a curated record. Bases 1 to 1677 code for a protein of 558 amino acids. The transcript has 2 exons.